AUGGCUCUGCAUAUCCGUUACCAGCUCCUCAGCAUGAUCCAGCUUGCUGAGCUUGCUCACUCACUGCGAGCACAGAUCAACAACCUCAAGCUCAGUUCGCUCAAUGACACUCACCGGAUCAGCAACACGCUUGCGCGCCUCAACACCCCCAAUGUACUCUUGAUGACCUUGGGCAAGCAUGACAUGCCAUGCGUACAUCAUCUCAUCAGUGCUGCAUGCCGUCAUGGUGACAGUGUGCAUGCAAUCCUCAAGCAUCUUGGCAAGGAUGUCAAGAUGGUCUACAAACCACGCGGGUAUACUCAGGAUGAUCUAGAGAUUGCAGACCUGAUCUACUGCCUUGGCGGCAAGCAGCUCUUGGUUGCGCUUAACUGCCAUCUUGGGCUCCUUUCUUGCUGCUUGCUCAUCUGA
Molecule: messenger RNA, 408 nt
Organism: Coniophora puteana RWD-64-598 SS2
Lineage: Eukaryota; Fungi; Basidiomycota; Agaricomycetes; Boletales; Coniophoraceae
Exons: 2
Coding region: 1-408 (135 amino acids)
Source: RefSeq, a predicted model, not a curated record